GGUGGGAGGGAGCUAGGGCCCGUUAGGAGCCCGACCCCGAGGGUGCCGCCGGGGGUGGGGAGAGGACGGACCGACUGCGAGAGAUCAGCGAGAGGCAGCCGCUGAGCAGGCAGCGUGGAGGCUGCGGCGGCGGCGGGACUCGGGAUGAUGCAGUCAGAGGCGGUGGCAGCAGCAACAGCAGCAUCUCGCCGCCGCCGUCUCCGCCUGCACAGCCUUCCGUGCCCAGCGAGGCCGCAGCUGCAGAGCCUUUGAGGCCGCGGAGCUGCCUCUGCUGCACCUCCGCCGCGGUUCCUGGCGUGGGCUUGACAGCGCGGUGGUGGAGACAGACUACGAGCGGCUGCGGAGUGACCUGAAAAGACGUGCUGAAAAGAAGACACAUAAAGCAGUUUUUGCUGGAUUCAGGAGAAACUCCAAAAGCUAGAACCUUGGUCUUGGGACAUGAAGUGAUGAACUAUGAACUUGGGUCUCAGCAGCUGUGUUUUCCAGGAAGAACCAGCAGUUAUAUGGCUCACGUUUGACAACAUGCACCACCAGUGGCUUCUGUUAGCUGCGUGCUUUUGGGUGAUUUUCAUGUUUAUGGUUGCCAGCAAGUUCAUCACUUUAACCUUUAAAGACCCAGAUGUGUAUGGUGCCAAACAAGAGUUCCCAUUCCUGACAACUAUGCCAGAAUUAGAAAAGUGGAGAGAGGAGAAACACUUGCCUAAAGAACUAAAGCCAACUGGAAAAGUGCUUUCUGGAAACCGGCUUAACCAGCCCAUGGUCCACAUGGAGCGUCUGGAAUUACUCAAAAACGUCUGCCGAGAUGCAGCUCUGAGGAAUCUCUCACACACCGCAGUCUCAAAGUUUGUCUUAGACCGAAUAUUUGUCUGCGACAAACACAAGAUUCUCUUCUGUCAGACUCCCAAAGUGGGCAAUACACAGUGGAAAAAAGUUCUGAUUGUUUUAAAUGGAGCUUUUCCUUCUAUUGAAGAGAUACCAGAAAAUGUGGUACACGACCAUGAAAAAAAUGGCUUGCCACGUUUGUCAUCUUUCAGUGACUCUGAAAUUCAGAAACGCUUGAAAUCAUACUUCAAAUUUUUUAUCGUAAGAGAUCCUUUUGAAAGACUCAUUUCUGCUUUUAAGGACAAGUUUGUACAUAACCCUAGGUUUGAGCCUUGGUAUCGGCAUGAGAUCGCUCCUGGCAUCAUUAGAAAAUAUAGACGGAAUCGAACAGAAACCAGGGGUCUUCAGUUUGAGGACUUUGUGCGUUACCUGGGGGACCCAAACCAUAGGUGGCUAGAUCUGCAGUUUGGGGACCACAUCAUUCAUUGGGUAACAUAUGUAGAACUGUGCGCACCCUGUGAAAUAAACUAUAGUGUGAUUGGACACCAUGAGACCUUGGAGGAAGAUGCUCCAUAUAUCCUGAAGGAGGCUGGGAUUGAUCAUCUAGUAUCUUACCCAACAAUUCCGCCAGGCAUUACUGUGUAUAACAAGACCAAGGUGGAGCACUACUUCUUGGGAGUAAGCAAAAGAGACAUACGCCGUCUAUAUGCACGUUUUGAAGGAGACUUUAAGCUCUUUGGGUAUCAGAAGCCAGAUUUUUUGUUAAACUGAUGCCUGGGACCUAUGAGGAAAGAAGUGUCUUCCUUAAACCAAGGGAUAUCCAGCUGUGUACUUGAACCCAGAACUGGUUUCCUGAACUGCACCUUCAUUUUCUAAAGUUCCCAGUUGAUAACCAUUGGCCAGAUGUUAGCUCUUUGGCAUGUGAAAUGGAACCCCUCUUAGUAACCAUCGUUCAUUUGUGCAUAGGGGUCAUUGAGUGGCACCAUGGCAACCAGGACACCCCUGGCCUUCCAUUCUCCCCAGGAACAAAGAGAAGAAUUUAAUCUGCAAAGGUGGGGGGAGGGGUUGAGGAGAAUAAUACAAUUUUAAGAGUGGUUUUGGACAGCAAUUGAAGAGAAAGACUUAAUCGCUAAUGAAUUAAUGAACUGUAGGUGGAAUUGUCAUUUGUGAGUUGCCAGUAAUGGUACCUAGUGCUGACAGAAAGAAUAGAGAAGUUAACAGGCUGUGAAAAUUGUAAAGACUAAAAUUUGAUGAUGAAAUUAUACCUCUGGGUUUCAUUUUUUUUCUUUUUACUUCUAUAAAAACUGAGGAAAGACUCUUUUUUGUUGUUUCUUCAUAGUCACAGUGGAGAGAAUUUGAUUCCUCUCCCACUCCGAUUCAGUUAUGUCCCAAAGAGCAACUUCAGGAGGUUUUCUUAGUGGAGAAAACGCACCUGCGUAAUGAUGUUCUAAAUGCUGAGCCUUUGUUGGCCAAGCAGUUUACUUGCCCCCGUCUAAGAAUUCCAAAGUUCAUAGUGUUAGAUUGCUUGAGAUGAAAGGGAGAAUGUGGAUUCUUCCUCUCUGAAAAGGGCAAUUCUUUAUAAGCAUUAAGGAAAGCUUAGGUUGAUUUUUUUAAAAAAUCUUUUUAAUUUUGAAGCCUGGCUUUGCUCUCAGCUUAAUAAAUACCAUCUUGACACUGCUUUUUAAACACUUCACCCAUUAGCAACCAAUAUUUGAAUGCCCUACUCUGAACAGGGGCAGUACAGUAUGGGGUGCUUGGUAGGGUCUCCUACUACUUAUUCCAAGGUGCCUGUCCUGGUCCUAGGCCUGCAUUGUUAGUAUAUGAGGAAGGCAGGGAUGUUAUUCAUUGUCCUUGCCUUGGAUCUCAGCAAAAUGCCCUAGAAUGGGACCAUGGCUUCUACUUGCAUUUCUAAAAAAGUUGUGAGUUUGAGUUCACCAGCAAUAAAAUCCAGCAACGUUAAUUUGUUUGCUGGCCCCUCCUGGGGUAAGAUUGUCAUUAGCAAUUUUAGCAGUAUCAGAAUAGAUCCCUGAGGUGAAAGAGUCAACAGCAGAGGAUGACCCUCCCCUAGGGUAUCAGUCUCCCUCUAGGUACUGAAGGGGAAGGAGUGGAAUAUGAUCAGAUCUUACCAUUGCUACCACAUCUAAAGAAAUACCCUAGGUAGGAAAGGGCAAAGCCCUCACAGAUGAACCAUAUACUACUCCAUCUGAAGGUGGAGUUAAAAAAAAGGGGAGGGGAUUCUCUCUAAUAGGUGAAGUAGCAAAAUAAGUCUUGACUUCCAUAUUGAUGAGGUGGCAGUCUCUCUCUCUCCCUCUCUCCCCACUCUCUCUCUCUUCCCUCCCCCUUCCUCCCUCUCUCCCCCUUCCUUUCUUUUUCUACUUUCCUCCCACCCUCUCUCUCUACCUCUCCCUCCCACUUGUCAUUUCUCUACCUUCCUCCCCCCCUCUCCCUUUCUCUCCUUCCCUCCCUCCCACUUGUCAUUUCAAGGACUGAUGACAGUGGUGUGGGCCUGGUAGAAAGAAAUCAAUUAAAGAAUUAAAGCUCAGGUGCAGUAUGGCCUGGAAGUUAGCUGCAAAAGCUGACGUCUUGCCUGCUUAGGGGUAUUUCUCAAUAUCUUAUCUGUAACCUGCCCUUUGAAUAAUACUGUGUAUGUGCGUGUGUGAUAUGCAAGAAUAUUAAAUGAUACCAAUGAUAGCAGGAGAGGUCCAGGCAGCAACGUGAGUGAUAUAAAGAAAAGUUGUUGGAUUUGGGGUCAAAGGGCCUGGGUUCAAAUUCUGACCCCGUCACUACCUAUGUGACUUUGGAUAAGUCACUUGACUUCCAUGGGUCCCAGUUUCCUCAUCUGCAAAGGGAAGGGGUUGGACUGGGUAGUGUCUGAGGUCCCUUCCAGCUCCAAAGGGUUUCAUGAUCUUUACAACCAGCCACCCAAUUUGUCCUGAUGGCAUCCUAUGGAAGUGAGAAGGGGCCUCGAUACUUGAGAAUUGAAAAGAAAAAUAAGAUUUAAAAUAUGUGCCAAACCUGACAUGUGCUGCAGCUCAGAAAAAUGUAAUAUAAUAGCUGAACAUCAUCCCAGACACAUCUUGACACACUAAUUGGUCUAAGGGAGGAGCACUCAACUGACUAUUGUUAACAGGAGGGUCUAAAGGAGCAAAAGCUUAAAUGCUAUUGUGUGGUGGGCUUUUGUUUUUGACAGAUGCAAUUACAGAAUCAUAGACUUGUUAGUCCUUAACCGAUGUGUGAAGGAUGUAACCUUUGAGUUAUUUUUAUAAGAUGUCUUAGCCAAGUCCAUUGUUGAAUACAUUUCAGACCUAAUGACUUGAUCGAUUACCUCUUUGCUGACUUCAAAUGUACCAAUGUGAAUAAUGUUAUUGUGAAUUAAGGCCUUAAGGUUAGUCCU
Trichosurus vulpecula (common brushtail) is the source of this 4216-nucleotide messenger RNA. It is a transcript of the gene CHST10, whose product is annotated as carbohydrate sulfotransferase 10. The record is from RefSeq and is a predicted model, not a curated record. Lineage: Eukaryota; Metazoa; Chordata; Mammalia; Diprotodontia; Phalangeridae. The transcript is spliced from 8 exons. Gene Ontology annotation, molecular function: sulfotransferase activity. Gene Ontology annotation, cellular component: membrane. Gene Ontology annotation, biological process: proteoglycan biosynthetic process; carbohydrate biosynthetic process. Bases 454 to 1593 code for a protein of 379 amino acids.